ACAGAUGUUUUGUGGCUGAUGUGAUUGAAGCUGGAGCUCCUCCUGUACAUUUGGGAAUGAACUCAGGGAAAGACAAGAACUCUGCAGAACGUGGGUUAAAAGCUCCGCUGGAUUUGGCUCCAAAUACUGUAGAUGACAUGUAUGCUGGCUGCAAAGACAAGAUGGAGUACAGAGUGAAGGAGGAGUACUUGGCAAAUGAGAAGAACCAAGACAAAAAUUUCACCUUGGCCUGGGAUGAAGCAGAAAAAUACUAUAACAAAAAAUGGAAGCGCAGAAAGGGAAAGCGACCCUCCACCUCCCUGGGGAAAGAGCAGAUCAUGGCUAUUUAUGUUUACACCCUUGACAAACCAAAAAUCUAUUUGGAUUUCAACAAUGCAGUUCGAACCCAGAAGUCUAAGUACAAGACCACAUUCAGGUAUCACGCGCUUCACUUUUUCCUGACUGACGCCCUUCAAACUCUCAACGCUCGCAAACCUGAAGAAGAAAGAUGCCUCACUGGCUACCGUAGAGCCGACAGUUACUUUAGCCAAGAUGUUCUGAACAAGCUGAUCCGCUUUGGCUCUUUUACCUCCAGCUCAAUGGGAUGGUAUCCCGGCGCCGAAAGAUUUGGAGACAAGUCAUGUUUUGAGAUUAUCACAUGCUCCGGAGCGGACGUCUCGCUGUACUCGAAGCUCGGGGAGUCGGAGAGAGAGGCCCUGAUUCCCCCUUACGAGGUCUUUAAAGUCACCAGGAUAGAGAGGAGGUCUGAGCAGAAGAGUCUUCCAUGUGAGGUGGUCUACAAAGUGAAAAGCACAGGAAAAACUCUUUCCAACAUGAAUUGUGCUCUUUUCUGA
Messenger RNA from Chelmon rostratus (copperband butterflyfish), 833 nucleotides. RefSeq names its product ecto-ADP-ribosyltransferase 5-like. Gene Ontology annotation, molecular function: NAD+-protein-arginine ADP-ribosyltransferase activity; NAD+ poly-ADP-ribosyltransferase activity. NCBI's taxonomy places the organism in Eukaryota, Metazoa, Chordata, Actinopteri, Chaetodontiformes, Chaetodontidae. The record is from RefSeq and is a predicted model, not a curated record. Bases 57 to 833 code for a protein of 258 amino acids. The transcript is spliced from 2 exons.